Molecule: messenger RNA, 492 nt
Organism: Arabidopsis lyrata subsp. lyrata
Lineage: Eukaryota; Viridiplantae; Streptophyta; Magnoliopsida; Brassicales; Brassicaceae
Exons: 2
Coding region: 55-354 (99 amino acids)
Source: RefSeq, a predicted model, not a curated record
AGUUUGAGGAGGAGGAGAGAAGGAAGAGCAGAGAACUCGAAAGGGAAGAAGACGAUGCAGAGUUUAACGUCAAACGAAGUAGCGGGUUUGGCAGUUGGGGCUCUGCUUCUUGGUGCCACCAUCGCUGCUCCUAAAGUUGAUGCUUUUAUCGCUGCUUCUCAGAGAAGAUCUCUUGGAAUGUGUCGAAAAUGUGGAGAUCUUAAGAAUGUAGCAUGUGGCCGUUGCAAAGGAACAGGAACAAUCAAAUCAGGGGGAUUCUUUGGAUUCAGUGACUCAUCAAACACAAGAUCAGUCGCUUGCGAUAAUUGCCAAGCCAAAGGUUGUUUCCCUUGCCCUGAAUGUUCAAAAUCUUGACCAUUUUUCUCGGUAUUUUAUAGAUUGCAUCAAUACUAAAACUACUUGUUUCAUCUUCUUGACCUAUAUGAUAAAUGUAAUCGGGCCAUUGGUAUUUUGGUAAUGUUGAAGCUGAAGCAUGUCUUAUCCGUUUUAGAA